Clupea harengus (Atlantic herring) is the source of this 3674-nucleotide messenger RNA. RefSeq names its product trafficking regulator of GLUT4 (SLC2A4) 1a (gene trarg1a). The record is from RefSeq and is a predicted model, not a curated record. Gene Ontology annotation, cellular component: membrane. NCBI's taxonomy places the organism in Eukaryota, Metazoa, Chordata, Actinopteri, Clupeiformes, Clupeidae.
GCAGCAUCCCCCCGGGGGGGUUCUGGAGCGAUGAUAGCGCAGCAGCGAAAAAUCCGCCCCUCACGCCGUCCGCUCUUGGCGCUCCUCUACCACAGCGGUGCUGAAGCUGAGGGUGCUGUGUGCUGCUCUGCUACAAGUUCAGCCAGUCACUCUUGUUGCUGCAGCGUGGAGAGAGCAAGCCUUUUACGGCGCGGUACCGCUGCGGAAACACACAGCGCGCUCUUUGUUUGUAUACAACACUGCACAGAAAGUGACUUUGAUAACACAUAUAUUUAGUGUUUACAUCUUAGACGCAGGCACGUCGUUUUCACAAGGAUGCAACGGGGAGAGAGCGUGUGACAAGAGGCUUUUGAGUGAUUUGGUCCUGUGUGGAGUUUUUUGUCGUUGUGGAUGGAUAAGGCGCGUGCACGUCCAGAAGGAGAUGGUUUUCUGAUGACUGUGGAUUGAAUGGAGCUGCGGAAUUGAAGUAAAUUCAUCACAGUUGAUUCAGCAGGAGAGAUGCCCAAAUAUCCUAACGGAAAAGCAAUACAGGAGUUUUGUUUUUUCUAAUUGCUCUGAAGGCUCUCGUUCAUAACUCGACGAACUGUAACGAGGAGACAACAUCUCAAGCUUCUAACAAAUUAAGAUAUUAUUUUUUUUAAUUAAGAAUUGAAUAGCGAGUAAAAUGGUGAGAAAUAUUUGUAAUGCAUGGAUGGGAAUUUAGCAUAAUCACAACUUAUCGAUUACACAAGACAUUUUCUUGAAGACCCGGUGUUUUUUCAUAGAUAAGUCGGUUUUUGCUUGAAGAAUGGCGGUUAAUACAGAUCCCGAGUUUGAGAAAGCCGCUUUGGGAGAGAGUGCCGCCGCGCAGGCCCCCGAGUCCCACGAGACAGAGAAACUUCUUAGCGCCACCACCACCGAGCCCGGGGGCAAUGGGAUGAAGAUGUCAAGCUCCUUCACCGUAAAUAUGGGCAGCGACAAAGCCUUGGAUGCUGACCAAAACGGUCACAGUGUGCCACUGAGGUCUGGGUCCGCAGGGCACAUAGGGGGGGCUCCGUUGUCCCCGUCCCGAGUCAGUUUAAGUCGCACUUCCUCCGCCGGGAAUGCAGCGCCAGAGCCACAGCAGCCCAAAGACUAUCUUAUAUUGGUUAUUUUGUCGUGCUUUUGCCCCGUCUGGCCCGUCAGCAUCGUUGCACUGGUAUAUUCAAUUAUGUCCAGAAACAGUCUGCAGCAGGGUGACGUGGAUGGUGCACAGAGACUGGGACGUCUAGCUCGCCUCCUCAGUGUCGUCUCCAUCAUCCUGGGCGUGCUGAUCAUCGUCGUCUACGUGGUAGUUACAGUCACAAGCAGUAAAGAAAAACAGUAAAGACAUGGAGCAGGGCGAGCCUCACUUCAGAUGAAACGAAAACUCAUCAACAGCAGCAAAAAAAGUAGAAAAAAUGCAAAGCCACGUAUAAUUAGACAAUACCUCCUCCUCAGCAGCAAUCAAAAAAGGGGAAAAAAGGAAAAAAAAAACAGAUGCAAACACGAGGAAAUUCAUAGAUGCAAGUAAUGCAUGCUUUAGGGUUACAAUAUGCUUGACGAAAAAUAAAAAUAAAACCUGAUAUACUCUCCAACGUGUCAAAAAGUAAUUAGUGGUUAUGACUUGCAUUCAGUAAAUAAGCCACAACAGAGGAAAAAGCUGAAAGAUGUUUCUCAGCUGAAUAAGGAAAAGCAAUGGACCUGAUAGGAACCUGAUAGGAACCAAUGGUCUUUGCAUUCUAACCAUUUUAUAGCCCCAGCUGACUGAAAUAUAUGAAUAUAUUUGCAGCAUACAUAUUAUAUAUAUAUACACAUGAAUAUAUAUUGAUGUACAUUUUUAAAGAGAUUUGUAUGCAGUGGUUGAUCUGGCUACAGGCAUCUGCCUUGGUGACAGAUACACUGCUGCUGCUCCUGCUAACUGUAGGAUUCACACAGUCGGGCAAGAUGGAUGGGGAAAGGGAAAGCAUGAAGAUGGGGAGUGGUUUUUAUUUUGGCCAAUUCUUUUGUAGCAUUUCAUUCCAAAUAGACCAUAUGCAUGUCUCUCUCAAGCACAGCAAGCCUAAGGCCAAUUUCCUUAUUCAAAGGGAAACUGACUUGAUGGAGAUUGUUAUUUACGUCUUCUGUGCCGACGGAAGAGGGUGAGGCCCCAAUGAUCAGUGGAUAAUGUACAUACGGGUGAGAUCAGUGCUAGUUACCCCCAAUUCCACGUCUUCACGUUGUCUUUGCCUUGCUGUGCGAGGGGCUCGCCUAUAUCGAUAGCGCAUGCCGAGCCUGUAUGAGCCUGAUCCGCCCCAGAUGCCCCCCGUGCAUGGGUGCAAGACAGGAGGCAUGAAGACCCCCCCCCCCCACCCUCGCCCCAGACCCAGACCCAGUCAGGCCUUCCCUACUCACAACCUGUAUUUGUACGAUAUAUAUAUAUAUAUGUAUAUUUAUAUAUCCACAUUUAUGUAUUCGCACAAUAUAUAGGCAUGCUUUGAGCAAACAGUACACCAUCACUCGAAAAAAUCCCUGUUGCAGGUGGGCCUUCUAGCAUCUGCAGGGCGGUCCCACUGGGCCUGGAGACACUAUAUGGUCUUAAUAGUGCUGCAGUGAGCACUCCAAUCUGUCACAUCGUUUAAAAAGAAACCCAUUUGGUUUUUUUCAACUCACGGCCAAAAAAUCUCCACACCGACCCCAGCGAGAAGAUUUUGUUCUAUUGAAAAGGUGAAUGGGGGUCUUUAAUAGAGUUUGGUCAGCAUGAUAAAUAUCGCUCAGUCCUGGUUUGGAUGUAUAAGAACACAUGAACAGCAAACACACCGAUUACACUUAAGGCAGUAGCUCUCUUACUGUAGGCACUUAUGUGGUGUUUGGAAUGAAAUUGGAGAAAUAUUUCCUGGGUUUAUGUCUUUGAGGUCACAUCUGCUGAGUCGAGCAGAGGACUCCCCAUUCAAAGAUCCCUGGAGAUGAAGAGCCUCGGGUGUACUGAUCGAAUUCCUUCUCUGCCCCAAGUAUAGAUGACAAAGCACUUGAUACUCGCUGAACAUCCCCCAUCCAUCGAAUGUCACUGGAAAUGGUAGCUAAAAGACCUCAGUCACGCCACACUUUUUUGGACCAAAAAGGCACCUUCACCAUGUUGUUAUUCAUCACUCUUCUAUCUGUGAACCUCAGACAUUUUCAAUGUCUUGUUUUCCGGCACCAGAUAUUUUAGUGACCUGUAUUUAUCAAAGGCCUUUCCAUCCUCGUCUAAAGAGCGUGAGCUGGUGAGCUGUAGUGGAAUUGGAGUGAGAAAUCUAAAAGUAACUGCAAAAUCAACAACCUGUCAGAACCACACAUUUCAUUGAUAGUGCAUACUAAUAGUUAUUUUUUUUUUUUAAGACAAGGGCCAGAAUAAAAUGUAAGAAAAUGUCAAUGACGUCCAAAUCAUUACUAUGUUUUUCCACUGAAGAGAAUGAUUUUGCAUACUGUCUUGUACAUUGCACAUAUCUUCGAAGACUGUUCUUGCCAAUUCUUAGUCAUUCACUGCUAAUACCUUGAAUUAAAUGCAUCAAGUACGUGCUGUUCAGUGUCUGUAAAACAGUGACUUUAUAUCCAAGUAUCUUUUUAGCAGUUUAGUUCUCUUUUGGACAUGUAUGUUUUUCAGACCUUUAUUGUGUACCUUUUGCAUGUAUGGAAUAAACGUUAACAUGCAUGGUCAA